AUGGCGGAUCCAAACGCGCAUCAUUUAAACCAACACUAUUUAACUCAACAAUCUCCACCACCACCAACACCUCCGCAACAACAAAGAGGAAACCAACUUGUAGGAAAUUCAGUUCCACAUCUUAUGAUAGAUCCAAAUAUGCAACAAGUUGCUUUAGCUGCUGCCCCUCCUCCCCCUAUGCAACAUCAAUUUCAACCUCAACAUUAUAACGUCCUUGAUAAUUUUUGGCAACAACAAGUGAAUGAAAUAAGACAUGGAGAUCACGAUUUCAAGGUUCACCAGUUACCACUUGCCAGGAUCAAAAAAGUAAUGAAAACUGAUGAAGAAGUUAAGGCACCUAUUUUAUUUGCCAAAGCUUGUGAUGUUUUUAUUACAGAGUUGACGAUGAGGGCAUGGCUCAAUGCCGAGGAGUGCAAGAGGAGGACAUUACAAAGAUCAGAUAUCGCGUCGGCUAUUAAAAAGAUAGAUAUGUUUGAUUUUUUGAUAGACAUAGUGCCAAGAGAAGAAAAGAUGAAUGUAAAGACUGAGAAGGUGUGA
Diversispora eburnea is the source of this 537-nucleotide messenger RNA. Lineage: Eukaryota; Fungi; Glomeromycota; Glomeromycetes; Diversisporales; Diversisporaceae. The record is from the annotation of a GenBank genome assembly.